This is a messenger RNA of Colletotrichum costaricense, 2421 nucleotides long. RefSeq names its product DszA family Xenobiotic compound monooxygenase. Bases 1 to 2421 code for a protein of 806 amino acids. Lineage: Eukaryota; Fungi; Ascomycota; Sordariomycetes; Glomerellales; Glomerellaceae. Gene Ontology annotation, biological process: transmembrane transport. The transcript is spliced from 11 exons. Gene Ontology annotation, molecular function: transmembrane transporter activity; oxidoreductase activity, acting on paired donors, with incorporation or reduction of molecular oxygen. The record is from RefSeq and is a predicted model, not a curated record.
AUGGAAAUUUUGCUCUCUUCCGCCGAUGGCAAGUUGACAACAGACGCAGCACCGGCUCAUUUCCGCCAACGAGUUGGACUCAGCGCAGCACGAGCUUACCCCGCCAAGAUGGAACCUUCUGCCAGGCGGCAAAUUAUACUCAAUGCAUUUGACAUGUUCACUCCGAGCCAUCUCUGCUUCGGUCAGUGGCGCAGGGGCGAAGAUGAAGUCGCCGACAAAUUUAGAGAUCUCAGUUACUGGACCAAUCUCGCGCAGACACUUGAGCGGGGAGACAUUCACGCUUUGAUUCUGGCUGAUACUUAUGGUCAACACGAUAUCUACAAUGGAAGCGCUGAACCAACGAUACGGACAAGUUGUCAGUUCCCGAUGGGCGACCCCGUUAUCGCACCAUUCGUCGUCGCAAAGAGGUUCUCGACACUCGACCAUCUUACCAAAGGGCGGUUUGGCUGGAACAUCGUCACUUCUUUUAAGGAAUCUGCUGCCAAGGCCGUCGGGGUCUCAUAUGUCGAACAUGAUGAUAGAUAUGCCGCUGCUGAUGAAUACUUGGAGUUGCUCUACAACGCUGGCAUAGCUUUCGCUGCCAAACACGCAGAGGGUAUCAUGAUAUCGGGGCUUUCACCUCACAUCUUGGCGCCUCGCGUAGCAGCCAUUCGUCAGCAAGCAGCGGAAGCUGGCCGUGACCCUGGUAGUGUCAAGAUUUUCGCCGUCAUUACACCAGUCAUUGCGAGAACAGACGAAGAAGCCACUGCAAAAUACCGCAAAGCCUUGGAAUUUGCGAACUUCGAGGCUGGCCUUGCAUUCUUUUCAGGUAAUGCUGGAAUAGACCUCGCCAAAUACGAUUUAGACGCAGAAAUCAGACCAGAUGAUGCUACCAUUGAUGGGCGGGUACACUCCAUGGUCAGCAGUCUGAAAUACCGUGGCGAUGACAUUCCAGUUUGGACGCCUCGAAAUAUCGGAAAAGUCAUGGCCAUCGGCGGGAACGGGCCUGUGCUAGUUGGAUCGGCAGCUCGUGUUGCAGAUUUCUUUGAGGAGUGGGUGAAGAUUGCAGAUUUAGAUGGGUUCAGCGUUGGACAUGUCACAACCCCUGGGAGUUUCGAAGAUGUGGUAGAUUUGCUAGUGCCUGAGCUUCGCGGAAGAGGGCUAUACGGGUACGACGGACUAUCGGGAGAUGGAGUCACUCUGCGUGAGAGGAUGUAUGGUGUUGGCCAGAAACAUCUCCGCCACGACCACAUUGGAGGUCAAUACAAGUACAAAAGCUGGGCUACUUUUGGAUACUUCGUCAGGCUACUCGACUCAAGCAACAUCACAAAUGCGUAUGUCAGCGGUAUGAAAGAAGACCUCGACUUUCAAGGCAACGAGUACAACCUGUUACAAACUUUCUUUACUUGCGGGUAUCUGGUCGGUCAAAUUCCUUCACAGUUCUUGCUCACUCGCUCAAUGAGAUUCCUGCUAGGAUUCCUUGAAAGUCCCUUUGCCGUCGGCGUUCUGACCAUCAUGGGAAGCUGGUACACGCCUCGAGAACUCUCCAAGCGGAUUUCAAUCUUUUAUUCGGCCAGCUAUGCUGCUAGCAUGUUCAGCGGAUACCUCCAAGCCGCAAUCUAUCGAGGUCUCAAUGGAGCCGGCGGCCUCCCAGGUUGGCGGUGGCUUUUCAUUUUCUGUGGCAUAAUCUCGAUCUGGGCUCCCAUCUGGGGAUUUUUCGCCGUCCCUGAUAACCCUCAUAUCACAAGGGCUCGCUGGAUGCGUCCGGGUGAGCAGGCAAAGCAUAUCGCGAGGAUGGAAGCCAUCGAUCGGCGCAAACCCGAGCCUUUGACAAAUGCCAGGGUCUUGGGUAUUUUCACGAACUGGCCCAUUUACGUCUUCAGCUUCGCAUUGAUUUGCCAUUGCGUUGUCACACAACCCCUUAACUACUUCUCUGUUUGGCUGAAGUCCUUGAACCGCUUUACGGUCUAUCAGAUUAACCUCUUUCCUACCGCAGCGCAAGCCCAUCCCGAUCUCGCUGACAAGACGCAGACCAUCAACCUUAUCGGCAUGAUCAUGGUUGCAGUUGAAUCAAGCUACGCGACGACCUUUGUCGGAUAUGUUAUCAACGCCGCUUCGUGGGGCUUUUGGCCGGCCUGGGCAAUUGAGAUCAUGCACAAGAACAUGGAGGAGCGUGCGAUCGUUAUUGGGGUUGCACAGACCCUAGGCCAAGCUUUCAUUGCAUGGGUUCCAGGUUUGCAACUAUCUUGCCCUCAAUAUCUUGAAAAGACGCUGAUUGUUGCAGUUGUGAUUCUCGAUGUGGGUAAAUAUGCACCGUCCUUCCACAUGGGGUUCUCCGUCAUGUGUGGAGUGAGCGUUUUGGAGCUUUCGAGUAUCUUCAUAAUCAGACACUUUGAGAAGCGAGAAAAGGCGAAGAACGAACAGUCCAUUCUUAGCAACUAA